GCGUACUACGUUUUGGUGCUGGUUGCACCUGCGGAAGAUGUUAGAUGAUUGUUUCAUAAAUAGUCAUUUUCUGGGUGUAAAAGGAAUUUGAUUGUUCCUAUAAAUAUGUCAGAUAGUACGUCGAGGCCUGCUAGUGUGUCAGAAUCUACUACAGAGAAACGACUGGCAAAGAAAACCCCUAAUGACUUCAUUUUCGGGAAAGUUAUUGGCGAGGGGUCGUAUUCAACGGUUUACCUUGCCAAGGAAGUUGGUACCAACAGAGAAGUUGCAAUCAAGGUCCUGGAGAAGAAGCAUAUAAUGAGAGAGAAGAAGAACGAGUAUGUGAUGAGAGAGAAGGAAGUGUUGACCAAACUCAACCAUCCUUUCUUCAUUCAACUCUACUGCACGUUUCAAGAUGUCGACAGACUCUAUUUUGUUCUUAGUUACGCACGACAAGGGGAACUGUUAUAUUAUCUACACAAGUUGGCGUCAUUUGACAUGGAGUGCACCAGGUUCUAUUGCUCCGAGAUUAUCGUCGCUCUUGAAUACUUGCACAGUCUCGGCAUCAUUCACAGGGACUUGAAACCAGAAAACAUCUUGUUGAAUGAUGAAAUGCACAUUCAGAUAACAGACUUCGGAUCAGCCAAGAUUUUAAAAAGUGACUCAGAAAGAACGACGUCAAACUCUGGAAGACGCAAUUCGUUUGUAGGAACAGCUCAGUAUGUCUCACCUGAAAUCCUUACGAGUAAAACUGCCUGUUACAGCUCUGACCUGUGGGCUCUAGGCUGUAUUAUUUAUCAGUUUCUAUCCGGUCUCCCGCCAUUUAGAGGAUUGCAUGAAUAUCAAACAUUUCAGAGAAUUGUCAAGUUGGACUAUGAGUUUCCAGAAGGUUUUAAUGCCACAGCAAAAGAUCUUGUAGAGAAGCUUCUUGUGAUAGACCCGACAAAACGAUUAGGAAGCCAAGAGAUGGGCGGAUAUGCAGAACUUAAAAAACACGAGUUUUUCAAGGAAACGGAUUGGGAGAACCUCACAAAAACAAAAGCUCCACCCCUUGUUCCGUACCUCCCUGGCACAAGUCACAACCCUGAAAUGUGGAGUGGUCAUGAUUCAAGGCCUGGCUUUGAUGACAAGAGACUUGUGGAAAUUAUUUCUGAUGGAUUUUUGUCAGAAGAUGAGAGGGUAAAACAGUUGCAAGACCAGGCAAAAACCAACGACUAUCACCGUUUUGUCGAGAGCAACCUCGUGUUGAAGCAGGGUCUCAUAGACAAGAGGAAGGGACUGUUCUCUCGCCGCAGGAUGUUUCUGCUAACCGAAGGUCCCCACCUAUAUUAUGUCGACCCUGUGAAGAAGGUUCUUAAAGGGGAAAUACCAUGGUCUAAAGAUCUUAGACCAGAGGCAAAGAACUUUAAGAUUUUCUUCAUUCACACGCCAAAUCGUACAUACUAUCUAGAGGAUCCUGAGUCACGGUCUGAAGAAUGGGUUCGCAAAAUAAAUGAAGUCUGGAAACACUAUUACGGAAACCAGUGAUGAUUGGAUUGGUGCAGGUAGAAAGAAGCAUUUAUUUCAUUGGCAGUUUGUGAGAAAAGAAGCAGCAAUUUCAUUGGCUAUGCAGGAAAAAAGAACCAGGGAUUUGAUUGGCUGUGUAUGAAGAACAAAGCAGAGACUUUUUUCUUCUCUUCUCCUCCUUCCCCCCCCCCCCCCCCCCCCCCCCUUCAAAUGUGGAUGAGUUAAUUAGUGAUUUGUGUAAUAUUUUUGUUGGAUGUGUGAAAAUACAGACUGACUGCAAGGGACAUGUUUAAUGUUUUAGUGAACGAAGCUGUUUGUUAAUGUGUGAAUAUUGCAUAACUCUUUGAAGUAUCCAUCUGCUACUGUAACCGUGAGUAAUUGUUCUGUAUUUCUUAGACUGUCAUGUAUGGCUGUGUGCAUCCUAGAUAAUUAUACAGUCAUUGGAAUCAUCAUCAGUUUGUAUGUUUUUAAACCAUGAUUAGUAUAUUCAGAAAUAUAAAAUAUAAAUGGGAGCUUCUAUCCUAUAUAAAAACAAAUAAAAAUACUAAAUUUAUAUGGAUGUGUUCUAUUGGUUUUUGUAAAUUCAUAGUUUAUGAGGGCAUGUUGUUGUGUUUUUUUUUGUGUUUUUUUCUCCAGACAAGCAAUGUAAAAAAUACAAGGUGCGUGUAUAUAAGAAGAUUUUAUUCCUGUUUCUGUGAUGUCUUGGCUUCUCCACAAACACAGUGUGAUGUACAUAUUGCUCGUUACAGUAAACUGGACAACAAAAGAAACACACAUUUUAAUUUAACUUUCUUUAAUUUAUUUUAAAAUAAUAAAUUUGAAUCCGAUUUGUUUUGUUUGUGUUAAUAUCCUCAUUGCUAUGUGUUAAUUUUAUCAUUAAUUUUUUUUUAUAUAUAUUAAAACAUUCAUGUUUCGUUUUUUGUUUAGUAUAGUUAUGGAAAUAAUUAACAUAUUUAAUGAUAGGGCUGUUUAUUUGACCACAUUUUGUUCACUGGUGUAUUUCAUGAAGUAUUUAAAGUUAUAUUUAUUAAUAUGUUUUUUGUAAAUGCAAAAAUAAAGGAUAAUAUUAGUGUGUGAUUCAUAUAAUGUUGGAUGGAGUUCAAUAGUUUCAUUGUUUUCCUCAUGUUGUCAUGGCAAUGUAAACAGUGAAAUGUCUGACAUGUUUCUAAUGUUAAAUGUUUGAGGUACAAUGGUGGAACUUCAAAUUUGGACCUUCAGAUUCCAAAUAUUUAACAUGGAGUAUAAGUUUAUAACGCUUUCUCAUAUAUUUUGGAAACUAGGAUUUGUGAUAAAAGUACCGACUGUCUCAGGAUUAUUACGCUGUCAAGUUUGAAUCUGGGAGUCUAGUAUUACAAGACAUCCCAGGAUUUAAGGCCUGCUUUGCAUUAAUGCCAUUUGGCACACAUUUUAUUGUGUGUGUUUCUGCUUACGGAUUACCACAAUACAUUUUAUGUUGUUGGAAUGAAUUUUAAGUUGAAAGUUGAUGCUUUAUGCUGAAAAACUUCAGCAUGGAAAAAUUGCUCAUUGACACUCUUUUUUUUUUCCAGUGCAUGGAAUCAUUGUAUGUAAAUGCACUGCAUUGAUAAACGUGGAUGCGAAGUCACGUCAAUGGAAGGCAGGCCAUACAUCAAAAGUCCCGACAAUCAGUAAUUACACGUUAAAACUAGGGAACUUAGUAUUGCUAGUUUUUUUUAUAACUGGCUUAUUUAAAAAAAAAAAAUCUUCUUUUUAGGGAUCAUUAAACAAAACAAACAAACAAAAAUGUUCUUUUUUUAUGCGAGUGUCACAGGCAUCGCAAAACCAGACCCAGCCUUUGUUUGAAUGUCUUCAUUUGAUUAUGCAUUACUCAAACAUUGGAUAAAAUCUUCCUUUUUUCUUUUCUGUUUUUUUUUUUUGACAUAUCUGUAUGUUUCUUUUAACAUCCUAGGGCAUAAUUGUUGAUGUUUUUAUGCUUGGUUUAGUCACGUAUUAUUCUAGUUCGACUUUCAGCUGGUUUGUAAGACUGAAUGAUUGCAAUAUUUGUUUAUUAUUAUUAUUUAUCAUGUUAACCUAUAUCAUAUUUCUAGUAGAUACUGUCUGUACAAACUCAUUAAAAUGUAACAAAUCAUUAAAAUUGUAACACAUUAAUGUAUUAGCCAAAGAUCAUAGUCUUUAUUAGUAAUUUGUUGGGUUUUUUUAUUGUUACACUUUGGGGAAUUAGUAAAUUCUUACAGUGGUUUUGUAUAUGAAGGAUAAUAAAUUAAUUACCAUUAAUUAUCAAAUUUAUGUCCUGUGUGAUAUAAAUUUCUCUUGUCAUGAGCUUUAGUGAGUGACAAAUGAAAAUUAUUUCACAAGGGACAUAAAUAUGAUAAUACAUGACAAUACAUGCAAUUGGUGCCAAGUUUGUGAUUCUAUUUAUUACCGUAACAAUUGUUCCCUUGAAAAAGCUGUUUAUUUGUCAUAUCCAUACAUAUACAUGUAAAUAGCAACAUACUGUUUUGAGCAUUACUUAUUUUAUUCAGUAACAGACAAUUCCGAAAAAUGUAAAGUUCUCUUUAAAACAAAAUCUGUAAUGAAUUGUAUUUAACAAUGGAAACAUGCAUAAAUUCCCGUCAGUGUGACAUCAUUUCAUGCAUUAGCCAACUCGUGGUGAGUCAUACAUGGUCAUUGGUUUGUAAGUGCCAAAUCGUCCAAUAAUAUUGUACAUUACACCGAUUGAGAAAUUAUGACUUGUAUUUUCCCGGUUUAAAUAAUGUAGUGAUAUAUUAUGCAAUGGAAAUUGACAAUAUGUCGUAUUUGAAACCAAUGACUUGUAAUCUAACACGAGCUGCAGUAUCACUUGUUAGGAUAUGUACAGAUAAUAAAAUGUGCACUUGUGUCCACAUCACGUUUAAUUGUAACAACGUGGAUGUAAAAUAAGUCCUUUAAUAAAACCUUAGAAAAAACCCACUUUAAUUUUGUUUUAAUUAUUAACCUGUUAUAAAAGUCCAACAUCACUUGAUUUUUUUAAAUAAUUUCAACUUCAGUUUUUCUUGUAAUGUAUAGAGAUCAAGUAUUGUAGUUAACUGCAGCAAAUGAAACUGUUACGGAUGUUGAAAGACUUGGGCGUUUGUUGUGUUAUUACUGGUAGAUCUGUGUAUUUGUGUACACGAUGGUCACUGAUUGCAAUUCACAUACCUCCUUCACCAUUAUCACAAUAAUUUGUACAUUUCAUACUGUUGACA
Messenger RNA from Gigantopelta aegis, 4688 nucleotides. RefSeq names its product 3-phosphoinositide-dependent protein kinase 1-like. The transcript is spliced from 15 exons. The coding region runs from base 106 to 1506 and encodes 466 amino acids. Gene Ontology annotation, biological process: intracellular signal transduction; peptidyl-serine phosphorylation. The record is from RefSeq and is a predicted model, not a curated record. Gene Ontology annotation, molecular function: ATP binding; protein serine/threonine kinase activity. Lineage: Eukaryota; Metazoa; Mollusca; Gastropoda; Neomphalida; Peltospiridae.